AAGGUGACAGAUAAUGUGAGAGAGGGGGACUGAGGGAGAGACAGUAAGGUGACAGAUAAUGUGAGAGAGGGGACUGAGGGAGAGACAGUAAUGUGACAGAUAAUAUGAGAGUUGGGGGAAGUGAGGGAGAGACAGUAAGGGGAGGUCACCGAGCGUGAGAGCUGCAGCAAGAGACAGAGGAGGAGGAGGAGGAGAACGGAGCACACUGCUUCUAUGUGCCUGUGAGUGAGGAGAUGGGAUGGGGAGAGAGGAUGAUAAGGAUGAGGGUGAGGAUGAUUCCACUUUCCUGCCUGGCUGCAGCCUGAAGUGUAAGCUCUUGGGGCGAGAUGCCGAUCAUCUCCGGAGGCAGCGAGUACAGCACGCUGAGCUACACGUCCAGCAGCACCCUCACCCACCUCUACCCACCGGCGGCGGCAGUAGCAGCGGAGUGCAAGCCGCGGAAGGGGGAGCGGUACCGGCGUGCCCGGAGGAUCGGGGACCGGGAACAGCUGUGCCCGGCGGAGCGGGAGCUCCUCAUCAAUGUGGGCGGGAUGCGCUACCUAAUGCCCUGGAGCACCCUGGAUGACUUCCCCAUGAGCCGCCUGGGCAGGCUGAGGUUCUGCAGAUCGUACGAUGAGAAAGUCCAGAUCUGCGAUGACUUUGACGAGGACACCAAUGAGUUCUUCUUCGACCGGAGCCCGGGCGCAUUUGUGGCGAUUGCCGGGCUCCUGGGGGCCGGGAAGCUGCGGCUGCUGCGGGAGAUGUGCGCUCUCUCCUUCCAGGACGAGCUACGUUACUGGGGCAUCGAGGAGUCGCGGCUGGAGCGCUGCUGCCUGCGGAGGCUGUGCCAGCGGCUGGAGGAGCGGAGCUGCAACCGCGGGGAGGAGGAGCUGAUCCCCCGGGCCGGGAGUACCACCGUUCUGGAGCCCUCCCCCCGCCUGGCCCGCUGCAUGACCGCCCUCCGGGACAUGGUGGAGAGGCCGCAGUCCGGGCUCCCUGGGAAAGUCUUCGCCUGUCUCUCUGUCCUCUUCGUGGCCGCUACCGCCAUUAACCUGUGUGUCAGCACCAUGCCAGAGCUGCGGGCCGAGGAGGACAGGGGGGAAUGUUCUCAGAAAUGCUACAACAUCUUCAUCAUCGAGACGGUUUGUGUGGCCUGGUUCUCCCUUGAGUUCUUUCUGCGAUUUGUCCAAGCAAAGAGCAAGUGCCAGUUCUUCAAGGGGCCCCUGAACAUCAUUGAUGUGCUGGCCAUUUUGCCGUAUUACGUUUCACUCGUAGUGGAGGACGAGCAAAAAACUCUUGAUAAGCCCAGCGGCAACUCCUACCUAGAGAAGAUCGGGCUUGUGUUGCGGGUUCUACGUGCCUUGAGGAUACUGUACGUGAUGCGCCUUGCCAGACAUUCUCUUGGCCUGCAGACGUUGGGUCUCACGGUCAGGCGGUGCACCAGGGAAUUUGGGCUCCUCUUGCUCUUCCUAUGCGUGGCCGUCACUCUGUUUGCGCCACUGGUCCACCUUGCUGAAAAUGAAAUGGGCCGAUGCCAGGAGUUCACCAGUGUCCCUGCAUCCUAUUGGUGGGCCAUCAUCUCCAUGACGACGGUUGGCUAUGGUGAUAUGGUGCCUAGAAGCAUUCCCGGUCAGGUGGUGGCUUUGAGCAGUAUCUUAAGUGGCAUCUUAAUUAUGGCCUUUCCUGCUACUUCCAUAUUUCAUACUUUCUCUCGUUCCUACGCUGAGCUAAAGCGAGACCAGGAGAGACUUCAAAGCCGGCUGUUGAGGCUGAAGGACACCAGCCAGUCAGGGGAAAGCGAUACAUUUAACGACACCGACAGUUUGAUCUCAGAAGAAACAUACAAGUAUUUCUGAGCAGGGAGAUAGACGUUCCAUGACAUGAACAGAAAAGAGGCAGAGCCCACAGAUACCCACCAAUGUGCACUUGUAGCCUGGAUAGAACACCCGCCCCGAUCUGUUACUAGGAGACGGGAGGUCCCUUACCUCUCACACAGGGUGCCCAGCAUGUGCAGAGUUACCCAGACCCUGCGGUAAUGCCUGACGCAAAGUGCAAUGCAUAUCUGAUUACGUAGAUAUGAUGUAUAAUAAAUGAUCUGUAUAAUAAAUUAUCUGAAAUAAUCAGUUUGCAGAAAAAAAAGACAAAUACGAACAUUUUAAAUAA
Pseudophryne corroboree (corroboree frog) is the source of this 2142-nucleotide messenger RNA. RefSeq names its product potassium voltage-gated channel modifier subfamily G member 4 (gene KCNG4). Bases 327 to 1835 code for a protein of 502 amino acids. The transcript is spliced from 3 exons. Gene Ontology annotation, biological process: potassium ion transmembrane transport; protein homooligomerization. The record is from RefSeq and is a predicted model, not a curated record. Gene Ontology annotation, cellular component: membrane; voltage-gated potassium channel complex. Gene Ontology annotation, molecular function: delayed rectifier potassium channel activity. Lineage: Eukaryota; Metazoa; Chordata; Amphibia; Anura; Myobatrachidae.